Molecule: messenger RNA, 1464 nt
Organism: Boleophthalmus pectinirostris (great blue-spotted mudskipper)
Lineage: Eukaryota; Metazoa; Chordata; Actinopteri; Gobiiformes; Gobiidae
Product: ankyrin repeat and SOCS box protein 9
Exons: 7
Coding region: 139-1041 (300 amino acids)
Biological process (GO): intracellular signal transduction; positive regulation of protein catabolic process; protein ubiquitination
Molecular function (GO): protein binding
Source: RefSeq, a predicted model, not a curated record
CCUCUCAUGCAUGUUUUAACGAGACGUGCCAAAGCUGAGUUUUGUUUUGACACCCAGUUAAAAAUCAGCCUGCACAGCUCUGCUCAUGAAGCCUAAGCACUGGGCCGUGAAGGGGAUUUGGGAACUCCACUGUCAACUAUGUCAGUGUGCGACAAAGAGACAUGUCCUGAUGCAAGUGGCCCAACUGGGAACGCUGUGGUCUUCUCCAACCCGCUCAUGAGUGAUUAUGAGUCGGACUGGUCGCAAAUGCAUGAUGCAGCUUUCAAUGGAUACGUUCUCUCCCUUCGAAGGCUAAUUUCUCAGGGUUUUAGUGUGAAUCUCAACACUCUCGACCGGGUCUCUCCUCUCCUCACCGCCUGCACACAAGGACAUACAGCCUGUGCCAAACUUCUGCUGGAAAAUGGGGCAAACAUCAACAGUCGGACAGUGGAUGGACACACAGCCCUGGCAAUGGCAUGUGCCAGGGGUCAUGGGGCCUGUGUUUCUGUUUUGCUGCAGCAUGGAGCCUCUCCUACAGGGACCAGUCUGUCCAGCUCUCCAAUACACAGGGCUGCGGCUAAAGAUAACGUGGAGUGCAUAGAGCAACUUGUCCAGUUUGGCGCCGAUGUCGACCAGCACAUCGAGCAAUCAGGCUCUCCUCUUCAAACUGCUUGCAGGCAUCAGCAGCUCAACACUGUCAGAAAACUACUCCAACUCGGGGCUAAUGUAAACAGCAUGGUCAGCGGAGAGUCUCCUCUUCACACAGCGGUGCGCCUGUCCUGCCCGGAGAUAGUGUCCACACUGCUGGAGCACGGGGCGGAUCACAACCUCAGAGACCCACAAGGAAAACGGCCGCUGGACAUAGCCCCUCCCAACAGCCAGGUGGCGCAACUGCUAAAACAAGUAGGAGAGGAGUGCUCCUUGUUGAAGCUGUGCAGAGUGAUCAUCAGGAGAACUGUGGGCAAGAACAGACUGUCUGAAAUCCAUGACCUGCAAAUUCCUAAUGAACUCAAGCACUACCUCCUCCACCAAUCAGAGUCAAGACGGAUUAAAUCACAUUAACACAUGAGCUUCACUUUAAGGUCAAAAGGGGGCGCCCUUGUGCAGCUUUACAGACACUACACAGUAUUUAAUGUUUAUGUAGAGGCUGAAAUUAAAUUCCACCUUAUUUUACUUAAUUAAUAUACAUAUGGGCAUGACAUUACUACUGAUAAUGCUGAUGGAAACGUGACUGUGAAAUUUUCAAACAUUAUCAAUAUUUUUCAUUAUGUAUUGAUUAUGUAUUGUAUUGUAUUUUGGUUAUGGCACUUCUCAAAAAUAAAAACAGGUGAGUAUAGCUGCGACUUUCUACUCUGUUUAUUUUGUUUAAGUCUUGUUUCAGACUUUGUUUAAAGGUGCACUGUGUAACAUUUCUAAUGUGUCUAGAAUGUUCCGCAAUAUAAAUUAAACCUAAAUCAUAAGGGGGACAAGCAGUAUUACACUACA